GAUACAUGUAGGAACAUUGUCUGUGACGCUUUCUGUUUCCAUUUGGAAGCGGAGGGGAAACGUUUGGGUGCAGCACGGCAACAUGGCAGAAUGCACAAACAAAACACAAGUGGGAUGUCAGCGUGAAGAAGGCAUUGAGACCGAAAUGAGUGAGGAAGCGCUGGAAAAGACAAGUGAAAGCAAUGAGGGGGAAGCGAGAGAGAGAGGAGGCAAGAGUGAAAUUCAGGAAAAGGAAGACCCCUUCAAGAAACCGAGUGUUUUUGCUACCCCUUUCCCACCGAGCAAAAAGACUAGGGCUACUGCUGCUAGCGUUAAAGUAAACCAAGUCAAAACAGAAUCAAGCAGCGACAAACCAUUAAAUACCGGAAGAUCAGUGAUAGAGAAAGGGGCUACCGACCUAGUGGAUGAAGGCAGUGGUAACGGCGCCAGUUCUGAAAUCAAGCCCGACUGUACAUCAUCACUAGAGAACGGGUCUGAUUCUACAGAAAGCAUUCAAAAAAUAUGUACAGACGACGACCAUGAAAAAGUGGUUAGCAAAAGAAACACAAACUUACAGGAACUCGCACAACAAGCGAAACACAAGCUAGCUGUCAAGACGCAGGGUAAUGCCAAGUUCAAGCCCGGUCCUCCUUUGUCGUACACUGAGCCGCCGUGGGGUGGUGUUGCCGAAACCCCGUACCUCUUCGAGAUCUUAAAGAAUGGCACUAUCCUGGACACGGUUGAGUUGAACGAAAAGAGUUUCAUCGUUUUCGGCAGGCUGCCGAACUGCGACGUGCCUCUGGAACACCCCUCCAUCUCCCGCUAUCACUCAGUGGUUCAGUAUCGCCGCCUUCCCGGGGACUCAGUAGGGGAGGAGAUGGGCUUUUACGUCUUCGACCUGGGCAGUACCCACGGGACUUUUGUCAACAAGAAUAAGGUCCCACCGAAAACCUACAUUAGACUGAAGGUGGGGUACGUGCUCAAAUUUGGAGGGAGCACCAGGCUAUUCAUCUUACAGGGGCCGGAUUCGGAUGUGGAGGCGGAGUCAGAGCUGUCAGUCACUGAGCUGAAGGAUCUGCGGAGGAAGCAGAAGGCGGAGCUGGAGAGGAAGAUGAUGGGUGACUGUGAUGAUGAUGAUGAUGAGGUGGAGGAAGAGGAGGAGGAGGGAAAGAAGAAUAAGAAGAGAGUUAAAGAGAGGAACACUGCAGACAUAGGAUGUUUCUGGGGGAUGGCUGAAGAUGCAUUGGUUGAAGAUGAGAAUGAGGAGAACCCCUUUGCCACCGAGUUUCAGGAAGACCAAGAGGCCUUCUACAUCAAGGACCCCAAAAAGGCCCUGCAAGGCUUCUUUGACAGAGAAGGAGAGGAGCUGGAGUACGAAUACGAUGCCAAGGACCAGGGGACGUGGAUCUGCAGAGUCAGGUUGCCAGUGGACGAUGCCACGGGCAGGCAGCUGGUGGCGGAGGUGACCCACACUGGCAGGAAGAAGGAAGCAGCUGUUCAGUGUGCCCUGGAGGGAUGCCGGAUACUGGACGCUAGGGGUUUACUGAGGCAGGAGGCUGUGUCUCGCAAGCGGCGCAAGAAGAACUGGGAGGAGGAGGAUUUCUACGACAGCGAUGACGACACCUUCCUGGACCGGACUGGUGCUGUGGAGAGGAAGAGGAAGGACCGCAUGAAGAAAGCAGGGAAAGUCGAGGAGAAGCCAGACACUUUUGACUCCCUGGUAGCCAAGCUGGCAGAGGUGGAGAAGGAGCUGGCUGAAACAGAGCAGAAGCUCCAUGCUUCAAGAAAAAGUGGUUCCCAGCAAUCCUCCGAAGACCCUCUGGAUGCCUUCAUGUCAGAGGUUCGGUCCGGCAGUGCACUGGACAGCGUGACGCGCAAAAAGCUGCACCUACACGCCUGCGAGCUCAAGAAGGAGGGCCAGCGACUCAAGAGACUGGUGGAGAUUACCCGACCAACACAGCUACCAGCCCUGGACUCGGGGACUGAAAGUCAUAGGUCGGGAGAGCCUGGCAAACCCAAGAAGCUGUCCCUGCCCUUGUUUGGCGCAAUGAAGGGGGGUAGCAAGUUCAAACUGAAGACUGGCACCAUUGGGCACCUCCCCCCGAAGAGACUAGACCUGCCUGAACAGCUGUUCAACAUGAAGGAGCUGGGGCCUGAGGUGGAGGAGGAGGAGGAGGAAGAGGAGGAGAUGCCAGCGGCUGAGAGGGAGGAUGAGAGCAGAGAGCCUGGAGACACGGAUAUGGAGAUGAGAUCUCCAAGUUCACACACCACUGUUGGGGCCUCUGGCAACAAUUCCCCUGCUAAGAAUGCAGCUGGGGAAGAGGUUGAACCAGACAGAGCUGGGAAAGACAAAGACAUUCCAGAGCAACAAGCUACUCCUGCUACUCCUGACUGUGCCACAGUACCCAUGGAGUCUGGAAGUGAAAAGGUGCCAGAGGUGGUUCAGAAGAAAAAGAAGAAAGCUUUUGGACCCAGCCGACCCCCGGCAGCCCUGCUCUCCACCAAAUACCCAGAGGAUGAUCCAGACUACUGCGUCUGGGUGCCUCCUAAAGACCAAAGUGGGGACGGUCGCACACAUCUGAAUGAGAAGUACGGCUAUUGAGGUCUCUGGGGGUUCGGAAAGCAAUUGCGGAUACUCACUGACUGUAAAUCCAUAGUUGUCAGUCACUGACUAGUUUGUUUUUGUUCUGUUUACUGAUAUUUCUUUACCCCUGCAACAUUUGUGUGUGCUGGCUUCAAAACUGUGGAUUAUCUCAAGAGCCUUCAUGAUCUGGCCAUAUCACACGUUUUUCUUCAGAAGUUUAAACUCAGCAUUUGGACUUCAGUGACUCUCGAUACUGGAUUUCAGAAGAUUGUCACAACAAUGGAUUGUGUUUAGGAUGUCUGAGACUUUGGGCUAACCAUGACUAGAUCGAGAAAAAAGUACCUUGAAGCACUGUUUUGUGGGAACUUUAAUGUUACUCUAUUUGCGUUUUGAUUUAGUGUGCAAAUAGGGAUUAACCCACAUCUGAAUCAUGUUGCACAUAGGUUUCUGAUGGAUACCACUGUGCAGGAACAUUUCUACAGCAGUUAAGUGUGUCUUUUUUUGACUUCAUUAAUCCUUACAGGUAAUGUGACUGCUUUGCUUCUCUCUAUCUUUCUGUAAAAAUGACUGAUUUCACUGUUCCCUACUGCAUUGAUCUCUCAUCUUGAAAUCAUUAUAAUGGGACCCUCCCCCAGGUCUUACAUAGUUUAGACAGAAACACAUGAAAGAGACUCGCAUGACCUGUUUGUUUUUCAUAACUGCUACACAGAGUCCUUUUUUUAAUAAUCUAAACCAAUCUGUUGCUGUUUACAUCAGUAUUGCACCCCAUAUCCUGGAAAAACAUGCACUUCCAACUUCUGAAUUCUUUUGUCUUUUUUUUUUUUAUGGUGAAUCACUGGCACUUACAGUGAAUCAACACAUUCUGUCACAGGCUUGCAGAGGGGAAAAUAUAGGAAAUGUUCUGGGUAAAGUUUCAUAAACAACAACUUUAAGCAAAAAAUGUGGAAAACAAGCUAUUAUGCAGUGGUCACGCACUUUCUACCUAUACGAUAUGUUUUGACAAAUCAAUUGUAAUAUGAUAAUUUUGAGUACAUUUUUCUGCAUGUAAGUGAGCGUCAGUACCUCCUGUGUGAUGAUGCAUAGACAGUUUUGUUGUUGGCCAAACACAAUAUUCCGUAAGACAUAUUUAUAAAGCAAAUAACUGCCAGGCAGAUACUGUUUGCUUGUUGUUACAUUUUGGCAUUCAUUACACUCCAUUUGUUUGUCUUUUUUACGUAAAAAAUAUGUUUAUCUGUAAACAUUUGUCUUUUUUUUUCUUGCUGUCUGACAAAUGUCAUUUUUCAAGAAUAAAUAUUUUUAGACUACAAGGCUAAAGGAUCUUCUCAA
Acipenser ruthenus (sterlet) is the source of this 3889-nucleotide messenger RNA. Its product is annotated as kanadaptin-like. The coding region runs from base 83 to 2581 and encodes 832 amino acids. The transcript is spliced from 14 exons. Gene Ontology annotation, molecular function: protein binding; mRNA binding. The record is from RefSeq and is a predicted model, not a curated record. NCBI's taxonomy places the organism in Eukaryota, Metazoa, Chordata, Actinopteri, Acipenseriformes, Acipenseridae.